UUGAAAGCUCUAUCUCUAUCUUUCUUUCUCUCGUGGAAGCCUUUCUUCCUUUUAUUUUUUUUUUUUUUCAUUUUGCUAAAUCAAGCACAUCUUCUUCUACCUUUCCAUCUUUGCAGAAGGGUUGCUACCAUUUAUGGUUUCAUUUGCCAUUUGGAGGAACCUUAUGCUAUGAAAACAAAUAAAACCAUUAUCGUAUAUAUAUAUAUGAAAAGGUUCUCUUGAAACUUUAACACCACAACUUUGAUCUAACAAAUCGUUCAAAACACGUGUUGGCCAAAACAUCACCUUCUCUCUAUGCUUCCUCUCCCAUGCAAGAGCUUUUAGAUGCUUCUUUGAGUUCAGGAUUUGGAGAAAGCUUAACCUGGCUAUGAUAUGAUCAUGAGCAGCACCACCCUUUAAUGUUUCGGUGGUUCUUUUUCAGACACCCCCAGAUUCUCAAUUGACAACCUUGGUUUUGAUUCUCCCCUGUUUUUCCUUUGUGUGCUGCUUCAAGUUCUAUUUUGUCUUUUCCUAGAACCCAUGUCUUCUGUGUCAGCACGAACAGGGCGACAAAGACAGCGUUAUGAAGACAAUUUUCGCCUUGUCUCUGGAUGUAUUCCCUAUAGAUGGAGAAAGGACAACCCAGAUCAAAUGGGAGAAACUGAGGAGAUACUAGAAGUACUUAUGGUUUCUUCACCAAAACGUGAUGACCUUGUAUUCCCAAAGGGUGGAUGGGAGGAUGAUGAGACUGUUACAGAAGCUGCAUGCCGUGAAGCUUUAGAGGAAGCAGGAGUUAAAGGAAUACUAAGAGAAAUUCCAUUAGGAAUAUGGGAGUUCAGAAGCAAAAGCAGCCAGGACUUAUGUAGCAUGGAAGGAGGAUGCAGAGGAUACAUGUUUGCCUUGGAGGUGACUGAAGAACUUGAGACAUGGCCAGAGCAGAAAAACCGUGCUCGCCAAUGGUUAAACAUAAAAGAGGCAUUCAGACUCAGCCGAUAUGACUGGAUGUGUAAUGCACUUGAGGCGUUUUUGAGAGUCAUGGCAGAGGAUAAAAGGCUUGAGAAGCAAGACCAAGAUGUUGAACCCUCUUCAAUUGUAGUAGAAGAUGUGUCAGAAUGCCAAAGUAUGUCACCUAACUGCUAUAAAAGAUCCUCUACCAUGCAGCACCAUGGUAUGCCUCCUAAUACCAAUCUUCUGUCACGGGCUACUCAAGAGAUAGCCAUCCACUUUGGUUAUUGACAUAACCAGGACACUUUUGUAAAAUGCUUAUGUAACGGACCAACAUUGUGCAGUAACUCCUUCAAAUUGUUGAAGAACAAACUGAAGUUAUGGCUUGGAUGCACAUGCCAUAGACUUCAUUGUUGUAGGCUUUUUUGUUUUUCUUUCUUAUGUGAUUAUGAUGUACGAUGUGGUGGUGAAAGUCUCAAGUGUAUAUGGACUUAACAGUUUGCUUCACCCCACUGAAAAUGAAGGCUUGUAAAAUAGUAUCAUUUGUGAAAACCGGUAGUGUCACAAAGGGCAAAGACUAUGCUGCUUUUGACGACCUUCAAUUCAUAACCUUCUAACGUGUCA
Cajanus cajan (pigeon pea) is the source of this 1548-nucleotide messenger RNA. Its product is annotated as nudix hydrolase 12, mitochondrial. The record is from RefSeq and is a predicted model, not a curated record. Gene Ontology annotation, cellular component: cytoplasm; nucleus. Gene Ontology annotation, molecular function: pyrophosphatase activity. Lineage: Eukaryota; Viridiplantae; Streptophyta; Magnoliopsida; Fabales; Fabaceae.